GAGAAUGUGAGGUUAAAACAAUAAAAUAUUUAUAAAUAAAUAUGCUGUGAAAUAUGUUUACAAGACUGUUUAGUUUUGUUCAGUACCGUAUCGUACCAGUGACUCAAAGGAAAUGUUUCUUGUGUAAUUCCCCGACAAAUACCACAACCGUUAAAACAAUUGGAAAGAAACACAGUGCUCAAAAAUUGGAGGAACUAUUCGACAUCAGACGUUACGAUGCACUGGAAAUCGUCUCGAACAAUAAAAAGUUGUGCAACGUCCCGGUCACGCACAUACAAAACAACUACAACAUUUUCGUGAACAGGAACAUAAAGGCCAAGCAACUGCUGCAGUUCCCUGAGGCUUUAGCUGCGGAAAAUGUGGAACAAAAACUAAAAGAUUUAAAAAAUCUGCCGUUUGAGAUAGAGAAAACAUUUCCGUUGGUCGCCCUAAAGACGAUUCAGGUGUUGAAGGCUAUUAAUGAAGAAAAAUGUAAUAAAAGAAUUGAACAUAUUAGCUUGUUAUUGGACAGUAGCAUUAAUGAAACGUGUCAAAUGCUGGCGAGGCGGCCGUUUUUGAUAACAUCUGACUUGCACAUUAUUGAGAACAACGUAAAAAUUCUUUUAGAAUAUGGCAUCAGUUUGGAGGACAUUAAACAUGACCUGUGGGUUUUGAGAUACAAUUCGGACACUAUAACAGAUAGAUUGGAAAUAGCCAAACAAAGUAACAGUGAAAUUCUUAAGACUUGGAUGGUUAGGGCGCAGCUACCGCAUUUUUACACAUAUUUAAGGCGACAAACUGAUAAUAGAGAAAUACUAGGUGAUUCUUCAUUGUCUGAAUAUCUGUCAAAGAAGCUGUGUUGCACUGACUCAGUGAUACAAAUUUUAAUAUCAAAACACCCACAGCUAAAGUCUAAAAGUUUGAAAAAGGUUGAAAAAAUGAUAGAUUUUCUGUACAGUCAAGGCUUUUCCCCAAUCCAUAUUAUAAAGGUGCCGAAAAUUUUAUUGCACAGCGUUGAAACAACCAGGAAGAGACUGUUGGAACUGGAAGCUCUAGGAUUUAAAGUGGACAGUCUCUCUGUAUUGACCAAGAGUCAAAAGCAGUACAUGAUGUAUUAUGAAAACUUGGUCAAAUGCAAUAAAUCUAAGAACACAAAUAUACCCCAUUUAUGAAACUGAUAAAA
Molecule: messenger RNA, 1162 nt
Organism: Aethina tumida (small hive beetle)
Lineage: Eukaryota; Metazoa; Arthropoda; Insecta; Coleoptera; Nitidulidae
Gene: mTTF
Product: transcription termination factor, mitochondrial
Exons: 3
Coding region: 54-1151 (365 amino acids)
Biological process (GO): termination of mitochondrial transcription; regulation of DNA-templated transcription
Cellular component (GO): mitochondrial matrix
Molecular function (GO): double-stranded DNA binding
Source: RefSeq, a predicted model, not a curated record